GUCUGCCAGCGUCCUGUUCGCCUGUUUGUCUGCUUGGCCUCGAUCUCCCGUCCUCGGUCACCCGUCCUCGGUCUCCAGGUCCAUCUUCUACUCGUUGCAGGUAUUUCAUCGCACUAUCGCAUCCCAUACCCUGCACCGCAUCUGGCGUUCUUCUGGGCUUGCCUUGGCCCGUUUGGAUGGCUGGCCAGAUGGAGCGCUGGGUGAACCAAGACGCAACUUGACGAUGCAAUCGUGCUUUUGGCACUCGAGAUGUCUCGAAGCAGCUCAGCUGCAGCAUAUGCACUCGUGUGCUUCCCGUCUGGUGCCUUCCUCGGUCGCCAUCCACUCGUCUCCAACCUGCCUCAUUCCAUUGAGGACACCUCGCGAUUCUGGCGCUUCCUCGAUCGACUCUGCUGUUUGCAUCCUUCCGCCAUCAUACCCCCCGUCGUCGGCAUCCCCUCCCCCAUUCGCCAUCACAGCACAAUCAAUGCGUGCGAGAUUCGGGUGUCCGUCGUCCUGUCAUCCGUGUUUUGCUCCGACUGCUACAGUCGGCCCUCAUCCCUGCGCAACCAAACUCACGUCCCCGGGACAUUUCCUCUCACCGCCGUAUCCAUCAGCACAUCCUAUCUCUGAGCCAUGUCUGAAACCCAGCCGCUCCUCAAUAACGACGUGCCCAUCUCGAUCCCCGAUCGUCUGCGGGAGACCCUGUCCAAGCGGGUCGUCACCCCUGUCCGUGUCGAGCCCAAGGUCUUCUUUGCGAACGAACGCACUUUCCUGUCGUGGCUCAACUUCACCAUGGUCUUGGGUGGCCUGGCCCUGUCUCUCCUCAACUUUGGCGAUCGUGUCGGGCAGCUGACUGGCCUGGCCUUCACCGGCAUUGCCAUGUUCUUCAUGGCCUACUGUCUGUACAUGUACCAGCUGAGAUCCCAGAAGAUCCGCACUCGAGACCCUGGACCCUACGAGG
Polychytrium aggregatum is the source of this 943-nucleotide messenger RNA. RefSeq lists its product as uncharacterized. The record is from RefSeq and is a predicted model, not a curated record. The transcript is spliced from 3 exons. Bases 224 to 835 code for a protein of 203 amino acids. NCBI's taxonomy places the organism in Eukaryota, Fungi, Chytridiomycota, Chytridiomycetes, Polychytriales.